UCUCGUUUCAUUCAGAAACUACGAAGCCGCGGUUCUGCUAGCCGCGACUCGAAUCUGCACAUAUUUCACCAGCUACAGUGCUUCAAUCGACACGUGUUCGGCUUUGACGUACCAAAAUGACGCUGCAAGCGAUUAAAUGGGAAAACGGCAGGCUGGAGAUCCUCGAUCAGAUACUGUUGCCGGCAAUGUCCCGAUACAUUCCUGUCAAAGGUGUGGAGGACGGCUGGAAAGUGAUCAAUAAUAUGCAGGUUCGAGGAGCACCGGCUAUAGCCAUUGUAGGUUGUUUAAGUUUGGCAGCAGAAAUUAAGAAUGAAGACUACACAGACAAAAAGAGUCUCCGUAGAGACAUAGAGGGUAAAUUGAAUUAUUUAGUGUCUGCUCGGCCAACAGCGGUUAAUAUGAAAAUUGCAGCUGAGGAAUUAAUUCAGUUGGCUAAUAAACUUAGCAAGGAUGAGACUAUUAAUGUCACAGAAAUGAAACAGAGGUUUCUGAAGGCCAUUGAAAGUAUGCUUGAUAAGGAUAUUGCUGAUAAUAAAGCAAUUGGAGAUUAUGGGGCCCAAGAAAUUUUGAAGAAUGUGUCUGGAGAUAAUUUUGUCAGGAUUCUAACGCAUUGUAACACCGGCAGUCUUGCAACAGCUGGUUAUGGCACGGCUUUAGGUGUCAUUAGAUCCCUCCACAAAAAGAAUAGUCUUGAACACGCAUAUUGCUCAGAAACAAGGCCAUACAAUCAAGGAGCAAGACUGACUGCUUAUGAAUUAGUUUAUGAAAAAAUUCCUGCCACUCUUAUUUGCGACGAUAUGGUGGCAGCACUAAUGAAAACUAGGAAUAUUUCCGCCGUGGUAGUUGGAGCAGAUAGAGUUGCAGCGAACGGUGAUACGGCGAAUAAAAUUGGAACUUAUCAAAUUGCUAUUGUCGCUAAGUAUCAUAAUGUACCCUUCUAUGUGGCGGCUCCACGAACCUCAAUAGACUUUAGUAUCCCUAGUGGUGACCAUAUUGUAAUCGAAGAAAGGCCAGAAAGGGAACUAACCCAUAUAAACGACCAACGAGUUGCCGCGCCUGGAAUACAGUGCUGGAAUCCAGCUUUCGACGUAACCCCAGCUAGUCUAAUUAAAGGCAUCAUUACGGAAGUUGGAGUGUUCAGACCCAAAGAUUUAAUGCAGUUAAAGAACUGUGAGGACUCAUAAGAAAGAUCGAUUGAUACAAGCAAAGAGAUAAGCUUCCCGAUGCAUUUAUACGAACGGAUUAAUUGGUGAUUCCAAUGUUACGAAAAAUUGUUGGCAGGUCUUGUUUAUUUAACAAUUUUCGCGUUACAAUAAAAUUGUUGGCAGGUUACGCUUAUUUGGAACGUUAAGCCUGACGAACGCAGCAGAAUUCUACCAUGGAUAUACGUGUUUGCGUUUAAAAUUGCCUUAUUAACCUCGCUGUGAUUUUUACAAAUAUAUUUAUAGUGACGAAUACCUUAAUUAGAUAGUUGUAUUGAUAUUACACGGAAAAGAUCGCUGAUCGUAAUUACAAAAUACAAGAUUUUUUUAAUCAUGCA
Molecule: messenger RNA, 1540 nt
Organism: Osmia bicornis bicornis
Lineage: Eukaryota; Metazoa; Arthropoda; Insecta; Hymenoptera; Megachilidae
Product: methylthioribose-1-phosphate isomerase
Exons: 5
Coding region: 117-1184 (355 amino acids)
Molecular function (GO): S-methyl-5-thioribose-1-phosphate isomerase activity
Source: RefSeq, a predicted model, not a curated record